Symbiodinium natans is the source of this 528-nucleotide messenger RNA. Lineage: Eukaryota; Dinophyceae; Suessiales; Symbiodiniaceae. The record is from the annotation of a GenBank genome assembly.
AUGCGUCCUCGAGUGGUAGGACCGCGCCAGGUCCUUUUGGCUGCCCUGGUCCUGAGUGCAGCUGGCAAGGCCAGCCUGCUCCCCGAGGGCGAGCUCCAUGCCUACAUGACGGAAGCCACAUCCUUCUGCUACCAACGGCUCCUGGCCGAUCCGACGUGCUGCAAGGACCAGCAUGUCGCCCAGGCGGUCAGGCACAAGGAUGUCCUGCGCCGCGGCGGCGAAUGGACCUGCGGCAGCAGCGGCUCCGCCAAUGCAUGCGUCGACGACCGCAAAGGUCCGCGAGGGCAAGACGCCUUCUGGUGGCCUCAGGCGGCCGACUGCAGCACGCCCCGAGUACUAUAUGUGCAUGGAGGCGGAUGGCAACGGCACGGCCCUAGACAGGCCUCGUACGACGUCUUCGGCGCCUACCUGUCGCAGGUGGGUGGAGCCACGGUCCUGGUCCCAGACUACCCUCUGGUGCCGGUCGGCAACUACGAGGCCAUCCUGGGAGUUGAGACGGCCGGAGAGAGUUCCGAACGUGGACGGUAA